CCGCUGCUGGAACCGAGCCCCAGCCACUUCCUGGGCUUUUCCUGAUGCUUUAAUCCUCUCAAGCUGAAUCUGGCAUGUUCUGUGACAGGCGGGGUCUGAUGAAGCCGCUAUGCCGUUUUCGGAUAACGCAUCGGAAGCCUAUGUCUGGCCAAUCACAGCACAGCCCGCAAAAUGGUUACGUCAAGGAUGUCCUCCGUUUGAGAUAUAAAGGAGGGAAGAUUGAUCUUAGAAAGACCCUACUGCAUCGGUCUUCAAUCUAUAACAAAUAGCGGCCAUGGCUCUCUCCGGAAAAGUUGCCCUCAUUACCGGCGGCGUGAAGAAUCUCGGCGCAGAGAUUGCCCGCGAUCUGGCGGCGGCGGGCGCCAACCUGUCUCUUCAUUACAACUCGGCCAGCAGCAAGGAGGAUGCUGUCAAACUGGAGGCAGAGUUGAAGCAGAAGUACCCUUUGGUUAAGGUCGCUUUCCACCAGGCCGACCUGACCACAGCGGCAGCGGUCACGAAAUUGUUCGACGAGACGCUGCAGAGCUUCGGCAAGAUCGACAUCGUCGUCAACACGGUUGGCAAGGUUCUCAAGAAGCCCAUUGCGGAGAUCAGCGAGGAGGAGUACGAUUCGAUGUUUGCAAUCAACUCCAAGGCUGCAUUUUUCAUCCUCAAAGAGGCUGCCCAGCAUGUCACCGACGGAGGCAAGAUCAUCACCAUCGUCACGGCUCUUCUGGGCGCCUUUACAGGCUUCUAUACUUCGUACGCGGGCAGCAAGGCCCCCGUCGAACAUUUCACUCGUGGCGUGUGUAAAGAAUUGCAGUCUCGACAGGUCAGCGUCAACUGUAUUGCGCCUGGACCCAUGGAUACUCCCUUCUUCUACCCGCAAGAAUCCCCCGAGGCCGUCGCCUUCCACAAGAGCAACGGGAUGGGCGGCCGCCUGACAGACGUUCGGGAUAUCGCGCCCAUUGUCAAGUUUCUGUGCACGGACGGGGCAUGGAUUACGGGGCAGACGCUCUUCGCCAACGGGGGAUAUACGACGCGCUAGAAUUAGUUAAUUAUCUUAUUGAAUGAAAUCGGGUCUUCCAAUGAAAU
Molecule: messenger RNA, 1074 nt
Organism: Penicilliopsis zonata CBS 506.65
Lineage: Eukaryota; Fungi; Ascomycota; Eurotiomycetes; Eurotiales; Aspergillaceae
Exons: 4
Coding region: 275-1027 (250 amino acids)
Source: RefSeq, a predicted model, not a curated record